This is a messenger RNA of Scomber japonicus (chub mackerel), 2575 nucleotides long. RefSeq names its product platelet and endothelial cell adhesion molecule 1b (gene pecam1b). The record is from RefSeq and is a predicted model, not a curated record. The coding region runs from base 125 to 2437 and encodes 770 amino acids. Gene Ontology annotation, biological process: cell surface receptor signaling pathway. Gene Ontology annotation, molecular function: transmembrane signaling receptor activity. The transcript is spliced from 16 exons. NCBI's taxonomy places the organism in Eukaryota, Metazoa, Chordata, Actinopteri, Scombriformes, Scombridae.
AGCACCACCUUAGUGUCCGCUCCCGCCCACCAGAUCGACAUCUGCCUACCACCCACCGCCCAUCAACCAGCAUAUUCACAAGUGUGUUAACUUCCAGGACAGCCAGCAGUGUUCCUCACACAGGAUGGGCCCCCUAACCCUAAUACUGCUCACCUCCACGCUCCUGUCCAGCUACUUCCAUCCAGGGAGAGUGGUGGAUGCACAGUCAAUAUUUACAAUAAGAGAAGUCAUCCUGUCCAUGGAGCCCAGUAAUGAUGUCCCUCGGGACACCAAUGUGACAGUGAGAUGCCAUGCCGAUGUCAGCAGCAAAGGCCAGGAGGUACUAAAUCGUCAGUACACCAUAUUCAAGGACAGGGUCCCGGUCUAUACCAAGACCACCACCAGCUCGGAGGAUCUUCUGUACCCACUGCCCAUGGCCAGAGCCUUCAACAGAGGCAAAUAUACAUGCCAGGUCGACAUUGAGGACAAAAGUGAGGUCAGCGAGUAUCAGAAACUCACAGUGACAGGCUUGUCAAAACCAGAGCUCCAUCUUAACAAGGCUGUGGUCAAUGAGGGGGAGGAGGUAACAGCCAGAUGCACAGCACCCGGUGAGACAGGAUCCAUCAUUUUCUAUUUCUACGAUAACUCCAAAGAGAUCAAGGAGGAGCAGGUCAGCUCCAACUACGCUGAGAUCAAGUUUCGCUUCACCAGCAUUGGCUACCACAAAUUUCACUGUGCCUACACUGUGGUGGUAGUGCCAGACUCCUUCAGGUCUGAGCAAAGCAACAUCAUCACGGUUUCAGUCAAAGAGUUACCCUACACACCAGUUUUGGAGAUUUUCCCUAACUACAAGAUCUAUGAAGGAGACACACUAGACAUCACAUGCUCCCUCAGAGGACCUCGAUACAGUUCUCAAACAACUCAGCUGAUCCUGAGCCAGGGGACCCAACUUCUCGGCAGCGGCACUAAAGACAAACUCAACCACAGCCUGGUCGCACUGGCAAAGCACUCAGGGGAGUUUGAGUGCAGGUUAGAGAUAGGAAAGGUAGUGAAAGUUGCCACAAUGAACAUUUCAGUGACUGAGUUGUUUUCAGUGCCCACUCUCACCAUGUCUCCAGCUGAAGUCUUUCGAAGGGAACCACUGACACUAACCUGCAAAAGUGAAAGCCUUGCCUUCGAAAGACUCCACAAGGAAGAGUUGAUGUACACUCUGGAGCCAUCUGAUGCUUACCUAAUCUCAAGGGGUGCUGGAGUAUUUCAAGGCAAGGCCCUGAGUGCUGAUUUCAACUAUACCUGCACAGCUACAGCCAAGGGCAUCAUGAAACAAAGUAGAAUCCUGACCGUCCGUCCUAAACUUCUUGUCUCCACUCCAAAGAUCACGGUGCUUGGCAGGGUGAUCCUCGGACGGCCCUUUGAGAUCCUCUGUAACUCAAGCAUUGGCACCCUGCCGAUAAACUACACCCUGAUAUAUGGCUACGAUCCACUGGGCAUGAUCACCGUCAAGAAGCCCUCUGAAGAAGCACGCUUCACAGCCACCAUCAAUCGCACUGAUGACAUAAGAAAGUAUAUAUGCCAGGCAUAUAAUGGUCACAAGCAACUACAACCUCCGCUCAGUGAAAGACUUGAAGCUACUGUCAUAGUGCCUCUUUCACACCCGACUCUGACCGUCGUCCCCACCUUGGGAGAAAUCUAUGAGGGAGAUCAUCUUUACUUGAUAUGUGGUGUCCAAGGAACACCACCUGUUACCUUCAAGUGGUACCGUGUUGGGAAGGAAAAUCCACUGCACACCAACACAACCAACUCCAAUAACACAAACCUCCAGAUCAAAGAUUUGGCCAAACAUCACAGCGGCAUGUACUUCUGUGAAGCCAUCAACCCUGCCAACAUUGUUGUCAGCAGUAAGCCGGUCACCAUAGAGGUUCGCAUGGCAUUGUGGAAGAAAGCGUUGAUUGGGGGGAUCUGUCUGCUGGUGUUGGCGGUGCUGGCCUUGCUGUUUGUGCUGUACUACAGAUCCAAGAGAGGUAGAAGAGAAGCAGCUGCUGAAUUGUCAGUAAAGCCUUCGAGCCCUAAAUCAGAUGACUCUUUAAGAUUGACUCUAACCCACGACACAGAGGUUUAUAACGCAGCUACAGUGAGAGUGGACAGAGCAGUCACCAGUGUGUGGAGUGAGCGACCACCUGAAGCAGCCAAUGACGAGGAGACCAGCAUGAUGUCCAACGAGCCUGAUGUGGAGUACACUGAGGUAGUGCAUACCCGGGCGGCAGAUUCUGCCCAAGUUCCGCUGAAAAAAGGCACAGACACUGUGUACAGCGAGCUCCAAAACGCCCCACAUGGUGCUACUGACCAUCAUGACUAUGGUUCAGUAGAAUACGCUGAGCUCAACGGUGAACAACCUGAGAUCAAUCACAGCUAUCCAGAGGUCAACAACUACCAGGACCUGCCAGUGCCUGUGGAUUAACUCUCCUUUCUACAUACACUGCUCUGUCUCCCCUCCCACCUAAAUCUCUUAUCAUCUCCAAGCAUCUCAACAAACUCAGCCCCCAAUCAGUUAUGUGUUAUGUGAGCUGUAAAUAUUUUUUUUACCCUAAUAAAGGCA